Messenger RNA from Penaeus chinensis, 1319 nucleotides. RefSeq lists its product as uncharacterized. The transcript has 9 exons. Gene Ontology annotation, molecular function: protein binding; carbohydrate binding. NCBI's taxonomy places the organism in Eukaryota, Metazoa, Arthropoda, Malacostraca, Decapoda, Penaeidae. Gene Ontology annotation, cellular component: external side of plasma membrane. The record is from RefSeq and is a predicted model, not a curated record. The coding region runs from base 115 to 1050 and encodes 311 amino acids. Gene Ontology annotation, biological process: biological process involved in interspecies interaction between organisms.
AUCCGCGAUUUAGGCGUCGCGACCGCCCGCCCGACGCUCAGUGUCCUGGCGGCUUCGUGUGCUAGCAGGAAACGGUCUCUCUCCUCCCACGCCCGCACGCCCCUGCCCGUCGCCAUGAAGACACUUGUGCUCCUUCUGUGCCUCGGCUUCGCUACGGCCCUGGACUGCACGAGCGACGAAUUAUCGUGCACGAGCGGCGAACGCUGUGUCCCUUAUCGCUACCUGUGUGAUAACGAUAACGACUGUGCUGAUGGCUCGGAUGAGGAUACUGGACUCUGCUUGGCCUGGAAGAACACGGAUUGCGAAAAGGGCGAGGCCCUUUGUACGACCAACGGAAACUCCGAGUGCAUCCCCAUCGAGAAUUACUGCCAGCGAACUCAGCCUGCUUGCAAGGGAACUCUCGACCGUCGAAUCUGCUCUAUCUUAGAAGACAAGAAAUUGGUUCCCAUUGACACCAUCAGACUUCCUCCGGUGAAUACGCCCGGUGAUGCAUACAACAAGAGCGUCGACCUGGGCUCUGAACUUCGCUCCAAACUCAACGACACUCUCAGCCAUCCUAACUGCCCGCGUUUUUAUACCGAGGUCGGCGGCCAGUGCCUCUCCCUCUUCUAUGUUGGCAGCUCGACCUGGGGCGAGGCGCGGGCGUUCUGUAAGCACAUAGGCGGCGAUCUGCUCAGCAUCCGAAAUGUCAACCAUUAUAUCGAGCUCGUCAAUCAUCUUGUCGAUAACCAGAUCACCAGCGACUUCUGGCUGGGCGGAAGGUACACUCAGGACGACCUGAGCUGGUUGUGGCUCGACGGGAACGCGAUGCCCCUCGGCACGCCCUUCUGGACCCUCAGACGGUACGACAUCUGCAACCAGCGCAAUGUGACGGUGGUGGGAACAACUAAGUCGCGAGAGGCAAACCAAGGCGAGUGCUACCACUACACGCAGGCGCCCGAGAACCCUCCGAAGGGCUUCUGCGUCGCCAUCACCUACGAGAAACACUACUACAUGAGCGACGAGGACUGCCUGACUAAAAUGAGUCCCAUCUGUGUCACCUCUGUCUAAGAAAAGACCUGUUUUUUUCUUUCCCUCAAAAGGCCGAGAAUCUUUAAAAUUCACAUGCUUAAUGUAUCACCAAACUGUAAAAGGUGGAAGCGAAAGGCGUGGUCAAAGUAGGUCUUUCUUUGGUUUUCUUUAACGAAAGAAGGGUAUUUUGGGAUACCCCCCCACCCCCUCAUAGUGAGGAAUGACGCCACUGAAAUUACCGUUCAUCCUAUGUAUGUUUCUGCACGCUGUACCUUCACUAUGCACUUGCAAAUAAAAGUUUGUGGAGA